AUGAAAUACCUUCUCAUUUCUCUCACACUUACGACAUGUGUCAAUGCCACAAUCCCUUUUCUCGGCCCUCGUCAGUCCUUGUGCGAUGAAGGCGAUGAAGUCUGCGCCAAUGGCUGCAUUCCAAACUCCUAUAGUUGCUGCCUCCCUGCUGCUGCCAGUGGAUGCGAACCUGGAACUGCCAAUGACAGAUCUAGUAACACCGACAACGAAGCUUCAGACCAGUACACCGACUAUGGUAAUACCGAAAGUACUGGUGCAUAUGAUGCAGGUGCCUGUAGCCUAAUCGACGGCACUGUCGGCUAUCUCAUGGUUGGCGCUAUGGCUCUGCUACUCUGA
Fusarium venenatum is the source of this 336-nucleotide messenger RNA. RefSeq lists its product as uncharacterized. NCBI's taxonomy places the organism in Eukaryota, Fungi, Ascomycota, Sordariomycetes, Hypocreales, Nectriaceae. The record is from RefSeq and is a predicted model, not a curated record.